CAUUAAUAAAUUCCACGUGCUUUCCUGCUUGGAGUGCAAGGCAGUGAUUAUUCUUCUCAUGGUUUGAAAAUACUUUUUCAGUCAUGAAAAAGAUGAAUGGAAGUGACUGGUUUGAUGCUUGUGGAACUUGGAAGGUGCCAGGUACUUAUUUUCAAAAUGGUAACAAUAGAUUUACAGUUUAGUCUGAAACACAUUUUACUGCUGGUGAAAGAAGAACAGACCACAGCUCAGGUGUUCAUCUCCAGUUGGACAUAGGAGUUUGGACAUUGGAAAUAACCACUUCUGAUUGUGGAGACCCUACCAGAGGUGGAUGAACAUGGAUCUUAACUCACGAAAAUGCCUGUUAAUGUUGAUGAUGUGAUCGUCCUGUUCUGCUGCCUCUCAAAGGUGAAGGGGAUGAAAGCUGCUGUCAGCCACUCUGGCAGUGGAUUGCUGAUGGCAGGUACAUCAGCAUUGAUUGGAGGGCUGUUGGGAGGUCCACCUGGAUUUGUUGUAGGAGGAGCAUUUGGUGGAAUUCUUGGUGCCUUAAGGCCUUCAGGCCAGUUCAAGCCAGUCCCUCAGAUUCUGUUGAAAUUGCCUCCAUCUCAGCAGCGGAAACUCUAUGGUGAAGCCAUGGUUAUUCUCAGACGCUUCAACUUGGUGUAUGCUGUUGAUUUGAUUUCUUUUGUAAUGGGAAAUUUUAGUCUUCAGGAGGAACUGACAGCAGUGCUUAUAAAAUUCUUAUCCAGAGAGCUAAGAGCAAAGAUACAGUAUGGAGAAUAACCCUUUCCAGAGCAGGCUUUUUACAGUGUAAUGAAGUUCAGUCUGACAGCUGCACAUAGCAAUUACUAGUUUUCAGUAUUAUGAAUCUAGCCAGCUCUAAGUAGUAUUUUGACUUUUGGUAUUUGUUUUAUUUUGCUUCUUUGGUUGGUUUGUUCUGUUUUUGAGAUGUUUGGGUUAUUUUUCGGUACGAAUAAUAUAUAUUACUGCAUUGUCCUGAGAGUAACUUGCUAUGUGAUUUUGAACUACUCUGCACUAGAAGUGAGUUCAAAGUCACUGAUGUGCCUUAUUUUUUUUUUAUAUAAUCAUGUUUUAUUUAGGAGAUUUAGUUGUGUUUGUAUAAGUGCUGUAAGUUUUCAUCUCUGAAUGACAUGCAGAUGCUAAAGUAGCUAGGGCACUUGGAAGAAUUUUACUUACUCUCUGUUACGGUCAUACAAAAGCAUGUUAUAAGAAAUAAUGUUAUUCUACUGUGAACUCAAAUAUCUCAAUCCUGACUUUAUUCUUUGUCACAUUUAUUAUAAUAUUCAAGGUUUCAUUCCAUUCUGUCAGAAGUGAAACCAAUGCCUAAACAGGAUGUAAAGCACCAGGUAAACGAACUGUUUGUUUUGUAACUAAAUGACCACAGUUGGAUUGCCAAGGCAAUAAAGAGUAAUUGCUUGUUUA
Messenger RNA from Pogoniulus pusillus (Red-fronted tinkerbird), 1422 nucleotides. Its product is annotated as protein C19orf12 homolog. Bases 337 to 762 code for a protein of 141 amino acids. The record is from RefSeq and is a predicted model, not a curated record. Lineage: Eukaryota; Metazoa; Chordata; Aves; Piciformes; Lybiidae. The transcript is spliced from 4 exons.